Messenger RNA from Eptesicus fuscus (big brown bat), 2848 nucleotides. RefSeq names its product spermatid perinuclear RNA binding protein (gene STRBP). NCBI's taxonomy places the organism in Eukaryota, Metazoa, Chordata, Mammalia, Chiroptera, Vespertilionidae. Gene Ontology annotation, cellular component: precatalytic spliceosome. The coding region runs from base 295 to 2313 and encodes 672 amino acids. The transcript has 18 exons. The record is from RefSeq and is a predicted model, not a curated record. Gene Ontology annotation, molecular function: double-stranded RNA binding; single-stranded RNA binding.
CAGAGCCGUGAGCGCCACCAGGGCAGCAGCCGCCGCCGCUGGGCUGAGAAGCCGAAGACGCGGGCUGACGAGGUGGCGGCGGCGGCGGAGCGGGAGCGGGGACCGGGCGCGGGCCGAGCGCGGCGGCGCGGGUGUAAUUCAGAGAGCAGUCUUCAAACCUUUGCCGUAUUGACUCUGAGUUGUCAGGGGACUCAGGCUUAUGAGGAGGUACUGUCACAUAAAACAGUGUCUGGUGAAGACAACAAGAAAGAGGGGAAAGGAUCGGAAAAAGAAGCUAAAACACUGUAGAAAACCAUGAGAUCUAUUAGAUCUUUUGCCAAUGAUGAUCGCCAUGUUAUGGUGAAACAUUCAACAAUCUAUCCAUCUCCAGAGGAACUUGAAGCUGUUCAGAAUAUGGUGUCUACUGUUGAAUGUGCUCUCAAACAUGUCUCAGAUUGGCUGGACGAAACAAACAAAGGCACAAAAACAGAGGGGGAGGCCGAAGUGAAGAAGGAUGAAGCCACAGACACCUGUGCCAAGGAUCAAGGUGGUCGGACAUUGUGUGGUGUAAUGAGAAUUGGCCUGGUUGCAAAAGGCUUGCUGAUUAAAGAUGAUAUGGACUUGGAGCUGGUUUUAAUGUGCAAAGACAAACCUACAGAGACCCUGUUAAAUACAGUCAAAGAUAAUCUUCCUAUUCAGAUUCAGAAACUCACAGAAGAGAAAUAUGAAGUGGAACAAUGUGUAGAUGAGGCAUCUAUUGUAAUUCGGAAUACAAAAGAGCCCACGCUAACUUUGAAGGUGAUACUUACUUCCCCUCUAAUUAGGGAUGAAUUGGAGAAAAAGGAUGGAGAAAAGGUUGCGAUGAAAGAUCCUCCAGACUUAUUGGACAGGCAGAAAUGCCUGAACGCCUUGGCGUCUCUUCGACAUGCCAAAUGGUUUCAGGCAAGGGCAAAUGGAUUAAAAUCGUGUGUCAUUGUCCUUCGCAUUCUGCGUGAUUUGUGCAACAGAGUCCCCACAUGGGCACCAUUAAAAGGAUGGCCACUAGAGCUUAUAUGUGAAAAGUCUAUAGGUACUUGUAAUAGACCUUUGGGCGCUGGGGAGGCCUUGAGACGAGUAAUGGAGUGUUUGGCAUCUGGAAUACUACUUCCUGGGGGUCCUGGUCUUCAUGAUCCUUGUGAGCGAGACCCAACAGAUGCUCUGAACUAUAUGACCAUCCAGCAAAAAGAAGAUAUUACCCAUAGUGCCCAGCAUGCACUAAGACUGUCAGCCUUUGGCCAGAUUUAUAAAGUGCUGGAAAUGGACCCCCUUCCAUCUAGUAAGCCUUUUCAAAAAUACUCCUGGUCAGUUACUGAUAAAGAAGGUGCUGGAUCUUCAGCUUUGAAGAGGCCAUUUGAAGAUGGAUUAGGAGAUGAUAAAGAUCCCAAUAAGAAGAUGAAACGGAACUUAAGGAAAAUUCUGGAUAGUAAAGCAAUAGAUCUUAUGAAUGCGCUAAUGAGGCUAAAUCAGAUCAGGCCUGGGCUUCAGUAUAAGCUCUUAUCUCAGUCUGGCCCUGUCCAUGCCCCAGUCUUCACAAUGUCUGUAGAUGUGGAUGGUACAACAUACGAAGCCUCAGGACCAUCCAAGAAAACAGCAAAGCUUCAUGUAGCAGUGAAGGUAUUGCAGGCAAUGGGAUACCCAACAGGGUUUGAUGCAGAUAUUGAAUGUAUGAGUUCCGAUGAAAAAUCAGAUAAUGAAAGCAAAAAUGAAACAGUGUCUUCAAACUCAAGCAAUAAUACUGGAAAUUCUACAACUGAAACCUCCAGUACCUUAGAGGUAAGAACUCAGGGCCCUAUCCUCACAGCAAGUGGCAAAAAUCCUGUAAUGGAGCUCAAUGAAAAAAGAAGAGGUCUGAAGUAUGAACUCAUCUCGGAGACUGGUGGAAGCCAUGACAAGCGCUUUGUGAUGGAGGUAGAAGUAGACGGACAGAAAUUCAGAGGUGCAGGUCCAAAUAAGAAAGUGGCAAAGGCGAGUGCAGCGUUAGCUGCCCUGGAGAAGCUGUUUUCUGGACCCAAUGCAGCAAAUAAUAAGAAAAAGAAGAUUAUCCCUCAGGCAAAGGGUAUUGUGAAUACGGCUGUGUCUGCAGCAGUCCAGGCGGUUCGGGGCCGAGGAAGAGGAACUCUAACGAGGGGAGCGUUCGUUGGGGCUGCAGCUGCUCCUGGCUACAUAGCUCCAGGCUAUGGAACACCAUAUGGCUACAGCACAGCUGCCCCUGCCUAUGGUUUACCCAAGAGAAUGGUUCUGUUACCCGUUAUGAAAUUCCCAACAUAUCCUGUUCCCCACUACUCAUUCUUUUAGCAAAUGACAGAAGCUAAUUCCUAUUGAACAACAAUACAGUACGAUACAGAAUGUUAGAAACAAAGCCUUUUUAUCCUGCUUUCUUCGAACACAUACUUGAUCAAAAUUAUUUGUAAAGAACAUCUUUCCUACUUUUUGAUUUUAACAAAUGCAAAUUUAGUUCUCUAAAACUUGAAAACAAACAAAAAAAGAAACUAGUUCUGUGAAACGGUACCUCAUUUCUGGAAAAUAACUUAUACCAGCCCUUCUGUUGUAGGGAAAUAAGUCUAGCAGUUCAAAGUUUAAGAGGAGUAUCAGAUUAUGUAAAAUUAAAUUUGUGAAGGAUGUAUAGUCUCAAACACUGAUCACAAAUAAACUGCUUUGUUGUACCCCAGAGUACUGCCUGGUUCCUGACAUAGCCACUGAUUCUAGCUGAUUGACAUGUAUCUGCCCCAGGGCACUUUAAGUUGGGCUGUAGUAAUUUUUUAAAUACAAUAGACUUUUCAUUUUACUUUGUAAAUAUUGAAGUGUGUAAUUAAAGCCAAUAAAAUAUGGG